AUGUCGGCUUUUCCAGCUGGCGUCUGGUCACAAGCCUCUAAGUCGAUAUUUCUUGGGAACAAGCCAGCAUUUGCUAUCGGCUUCUUCUUCUUCUUUAUUAUCGAUCUUCCUGUCUCUUCAUAUCUAUCUAUCUAUCUAUCUAUCUAUCUAUCUAUCUAUCUAUCUAUCUAUCUCAGUCUCUGCAUAUCUAUCUCAGUCUCUGCAUAUCUAUCUAUCUAUCUAUCUAUCUAUCUAUCUAUCUAUCUCAGUCUCUUCAUAUCUAUCUAUCUAUCUAUCUAUCUAUCUAUCUAUCUAUCUAUCUCAGUCUCUUCAUAUCUAUCUAUCUAUCUAUCUAUCUAUCUAUCUAUCUAUCAUAUCUAUCUAUCUCAGUCUCUUCAUUGUCUAUCUAUCAUUAUUAGCUUUAUUAGUUUUUAUAUUAUUUUCCUUAUCUUUCUUUCUUUCUUUCUUUCUUUCUUUCUUUCUUUCUUUCUUUCUUUCUCUUUGAUGUCGUCAGCUUAUUAUUUUUUCAUCUAUCUAUCUAUCUAUCUAUCUAUCUAUCUAUCUAUCUAUCUAUCUAUCUAUCUAUCUAUCUAUUAUGUGAUUCACGUGAGGGAAUACUAA
This is a messenger RNA of Acanthosepion pharaonis, 600 nucleotides long. The record is from the annotation of a GenBank genome assembly. Lineage: Eukaryota; Metazoa; Mollusca; Cephalopoda; Sepiida; Sepiidae.